Messenger RNA from Blepharisma stoltei, 3329 nucleotides. NCBI's taxonomy places the organism in Eukaryota, Ciliophora, Heterotrichea, Heterotrichida, Blepharismidae. The record is from the annotation of a GenBank genome assembly.
AUGUGCUUUCAAAUCAAUUUAUUCAAAGAAUUCGAUGAAAAUAUAUCAUCAAGAGAGCUUUUUCAAAACACUAGAAUCCAAAAACACUCAGAAUCCUCUUGCAAGAAUAAACAAGCCAUAAAUAAAAAGGGCAACUCAAAUAAUGAUCACUGCUCAAGAAGUACCCUAGAAGAUAAAACGAAAGAAAAUGAUAAGCUUAUACAAGAAAUAAGUGAUCUCAAGACGAAGCUUGAUGUGACUGCUAAAAUGGCAGAAGAAGCUAAAACUGAAGCUUUAGAAAAAUAUUUUAAUCUGAAAAUUGAAAAAGAUAGCUUAGAGGAAGCCAAUAAACAGAGUAUCCAAGACCUUAAAUCUGAAAAUGAAAAGUUAAGAAAGGAUUAUAACACACUCAAUGAGGCCUAUUUAAUUCUCCUGAAAAAAGAAAAUAAAGAAGUCAAAAGCAUUCCAGCCAGCAAGAAUAUCAUAGAGUGUCAAUCAUGCCACGAAUCCUUUGGAGAAGAGCUUAUGAAAACUCUUGACUGUGGAUGCCCUGCUUGUAUAAACUGUUCAUCUUUAAGCCAAAUUUCAGAAAAAAUAUGCAAAACUUGUCAGACUGCUCAACUCAGUUUAGAUUCUUCUAUUUGAGUCCCAUCUGAUCCAAAGCCAGCUGUCCAGUCAUCCAAAAUUUUUGAUUUUGAGGACAAUGAAGAAGAAAAAAAUCCAAAUGAAAAUGAAGCCAAUUUCGAUCAAUGGGUCGACUAUCGCAGAGGGGCCUUAGAAAGGGCGGAAAUUAUCCAUCACAAUAUUUCUGAAAAUGAUAGCCAGUCAAGAAUCCUUUUCCAAGAAUCAGAAGAGUUGCAAGAGCCUGAUGAGCUCUCGACAUUCCGGUAUAACAAAGAAUGAAAUGAGCUUCCUAUACCAGCCCGCGUCUUGAGAGCUAUUGAAAGAGUAGGAUAUUCUUUCCCAUCAAAAAUUCAAAACUAUGGCAUUGAUUUAAUAUUAAAAGAAGGCCAUGAUAGCUUAAUAGCCCAAGCACCUACAGGAUCAGGAAAAACUGCUACCUUUGUAAUUGGUUCUCUAUGCAGAAUUGAUACAUCAAAUCCUAACACUCAGGCUGUAUGUAUAUGCCAUACAUAUGAAAUGACGAAACAAAAUUAUGAGGAAUAUCAGAGAUUUGCAAAAUAUUGCGGAGUUUCUGUGGGACUAAUUAUUAGGAACCAUGAAAAAGACAGAGGACAAGUUUUAGUCUGCACGUCUGGGACUUUCUUUAAGUCUUUAAAGUCAAAGUAUAUAAGUAUAAAAGAUUUGAAAGUUGUUGUUAUGGAUGAAGCUGAUUUUUUGUGGGAUAAAAAGGAUAAUUUAGAUGUUUAUCAGAAAAUUAAAAUUUUCCUUACAAAAUCUUUAGGGAAAAAUAUGCAGGCAUUGCUGUUUUCGGCUACUUUUCCUGAAGAUACUAAAGAUAAUAUGAAAAAAUUACUUGGGAAUGUAAAUGAGAUUUCUGUCAAAAAAAUGAAUUUGAUUUCCCCUACAAUUGAUCACUAUUAUAUAGGCCAUACCCUUAUAUAGAUUUAAUAUAUCGAACAAAAUGUAAUGGAUAGUUGAACGAUAAAGAGAGACUCUUUAAAAGAGAUGAGCCGAAUCUCUAUACCAGGAAAUGCCAAAAAGUGACAUGUCAAAAAAUGGUGAAAAGUGUGAAAAAAAGUUGACAAGCAAAAGUGCCAGUUUUUAAAAUGGCUAUAUUAUUAAAUUAAUUUCAAAUUUAAGAUACCCAAUUAGUCUGGGAUUGACUAAUAACUUACUUAGAUUUUAAAUACUCUUUAGCAAAUUUAAAUGAAUUUGAAACUUAAAAACUUAUCGAUCAAGCUGCUUUUUACGGAAGGAUAGAAUUUUAAAUAAAUCAUGCUAAUUUAAUCGUGAUCACAUGCUCUAUAAAGCCAAAGUUUGUAUUGAGCGCUUGCUGUUCUUUACAAAGUUCUUAAUGGCUCAUAUGAUGAUUGUUAGCAAAUUUAAAUAGAAAAACUUUUCAUUAAAGUUGCUUUUUGCAGAACGAUAGAAAUUUAAAUAAACAAUCCAAUUUGUUUAUGAUCGAUUGCUAUGUAAAAAGCCAAAGCUUGUAUUGAACGCUUGUCGUUCUUUAAUGGCUCAUGCUCGUUAACAAAUUUAAAAUUUAAUGAAUUAUGGAUCGAGUAGCUUUUUUACGGCAGUAGAAAUUUUUAAAUAAUAAAUAAUAAUUUAUAUUUAGUAUCAUCAGUCUAAAAGGGUAUCUUAAAUUUAAAAUUAAUUUAAUAAUAAAGCUAUUUUUAAAAAUUGGUGCGUUUACCUGCCAACUUUUUUUCGCACUUGUCACCAUUUUUUAGCAUGCCACUUCUAACACUUCCUGAUAUAGAGAUAGAGCUCUUCUCUUUUGAGAGAGUCUGUCUUGCUCGCUCAACAGUCCAUUGCAUUUUGCUCGAUAAAGAAAUCUCUAUAGGGGUACGAGUUAUAUCGUUUCUCGAGAAUCUGACAAGCUAAGAACACUUGUUAAAUUCUUAAAGAAAGCCCAAAACGGAGUCACAAUUGUGUUUGUAAAUUCUCGUGACCGCGCCCAAACAGUCUUUAAUUCUCUUUCAGAUAUGGACUGAUCAGUUGCCUUACUUAUAGGAAAAAGCAUGACGACAUCAAGAAGAGAGUCUACAAUGAGUAAUUUUAAAGCUGGAAGAUAUUCAAUCAUUGUUACAACAAAUUUGCUUGCGAGAGGCAUUGACAAUAUUAAAGUGAAAUGCGUUGUCAAUCUUGAUCUGCCAAGAUUUUUACUCCUCCAUUAGAGGAGGGGGUUAAUUUUUAUUUUUUAAAAACAUUUAUAUAUAAAUUUUAUAAGAAAAUUUUUUUUCAAAAUUUAAAAAAAUUCCGAUUUGUAAAAAUCGAAAGCAAAAAUUAAUUUAAUUUGCGAAAUUUAUAUUUUUAAAACGCAAGAUAUUUAAAAUUAAUCAGAAUCAGCUAGAGAUUUUAUUAAAAUUAUCAUCUAUAUAUCAAAUUUUUUUUUUAUAUAAUAUUAAAAAAAUUUUUGUUUGCUUGCAGAGGGGGGGGUUUUGGACAAAAAUAGGGAUUUUUCUAAUGGUUUUGCUAACUCAUGGAGGGGGGAGUUACGUACCAGAAAGUUUGACGAAGAAUGCUAUAUUCAUCGAGUCGGAAGAUGCUCAAGAUUUGGAAGACAUGGGAUAGCAAUAAAUAUUAUCAGCGACAAUGGAGAUUUAUCAGCCUUGAAGAGACUUGAAGAAGCAUACCAUAUAGAAAUCAAAGAAAUAAAAUUAGCUGAAUUAGGUGAUAUACUAAACGAGGAGAGAGAGCAAGAUGUGACAGAUUUAUUAUAG